This is a messenger RNA of Salvia hispanica, 1267 nucleotides long. RefSeq names its product F-box/kelch-repeat protein At3g23880-like. Lineage: Eukaryota; Viridiplantae; Streptophyta; Magnoliopsida; Lamiales; Lamiaceae. Gene Ontology annotation, molecular function: protein binding. The record is from RefSeq and is a predicted model, not a curated record.
AGAAACCUUGGCCGCCGCUUGCACUCCCUCUCCCUCUCCCAAAUUCAACGUUUCUCUCGUUAGAAGGUUAGAAGUUAGCAAGUGUUCUAUCCAAAAAUGGAGCAAGAUUUGUUCAGAAACCUUCCAUCUGACACGAUCAUCCAUAUCCUAUUGAGACUCACUCCCAAAAACAUUUCAACUUGCAAAUGCGUUUGCAAAACAUGGCUCAAUCUCAUUGAGAGUGACAAUUUUCACAAGUCCCAUCCCCUCGUAGUUGUUGUCUCGAUGCCGGCCAAGGAUUCAAAUCGGUUCAAUGUUUUCAAACUGGAAGACGAGCACAAGGAGGAUCUAUUCACCAAGUUUAAUUUCCCUCGAGCAUCAACAAUACAAGGUUCGGCCAAUGGUUUGCUUCUUUUGAAAGAUGACCAUAAAGAUCUUUAUGUAUGUAACCCGUUCACCCGUGAUUUUGUUGAGCUUCGUGGGCCUCCUACUAGCCCUCUUUGGGGAGAUUAUUAUGGAUUUGGAGUCAGCAAAAUUACCGGACAACAUAAGAUUGUCUGUCAUAAUGUUAAAACCGGUUUUCAAGUAUACGCUCUUGAAGCGGGUUCUUUGUGGAGGGGCGUUGAAGCUGCCAACCCCUCGUUUGAUCGCUGUUAUACCUCCGUUGGUGCAUAUGUUAGUGGCAAUCUCCACUGGUUGGUCUCAAAUAGGAGGGGAAUUCCUUAUGUUUGUUGCUUUGAUCUUGAGACAGAACGUUUUAGCACUUUCUCCGUGCCUCCUAAAAGCGUAGGAAUCAAGGGGAGGUUGUGUACUUUGGGGGAUUACCUGUGUUUUUACAACGAUGAAGCAUCUUAUAAUUCGUUCAUAUGGUUGUUGAAGGAAUAUGAACAAGCGGAGAAAUGUUGGAUCAAGGUCAUGAGAGUACCUCAUCUUGGUAUAUUUUCCAGUAGGCAUACUGAUGAUGGAGAUUACUGCAAAAAAUUUGUUCAUCCUAUCAAAGUUUAUAGAAACGGUGACAUGUUGUUAUUAUGGGAAGGGAGGCAUUUCUUAUACUACUCUGGCAAGAGUAGAAAGGUUAGAAAAGUUGAUUCGUUUGGACAUAUAUCUGAAGAUUGUUGGUACAGAAUCAACUCAAUUCAUCUAACUCCAAGAUUUCUUCCCCUCAAAAGAAUUCUGGGCAUGGAGAAUAUAAUCUCAUUUUGAUUUUAGAAUUAUUCUUUUCUCUUUCUUACUAUCAUUUUACUUGUAUUGAUUACUUUUGUUCAUUUAGUACCAUCGAUUUUUAAUA